AUGAGAAGAAACUGCAACUUGGAACUUCGCCUUGUCCCGCCUUCCGCCGCCCUCCAACCGGCGGACUUCGAGGACGACCAACCCCGCCUGCGGCCCAUGUUGGAUUUGCGAAGAGGGAGUCCGAAGGAGAGAGAUGAACAGCAGCAGCAACAGCUUACCAUUUUCUACAACGGAAAUAUCAGUGUAUGCGACGUCACAGAGCUCCAGGCUAGAGCCAUAAUACUGCUUGCAAGUAAAGAAAUGGAAGAAAGAGUGAAGAGCCCCAUGGGAUCGGAGCCCUCUUCGCCAUUGAUACAAUCUCCAUUGUGUAGCCCUAACAGCGGUCUUUCCAUGAAGAGAUCUCUACAACGCUUCCUGCAGAAGCGACAGAACCGAAUUCAGUCGACAUCCCCUUAUCAUCACUAG
Thlaspi arvense is the source of this 405-nucleotide messenger RNA. NCBI's taxonomy places the organism in Eukaryota, Viridiplantae, Streptophyta, Magnoliopsida, Brassicales, Brassicaceae. The record is from the annotation of a GenBank genome assembly.